ACAUCGAGGGCGACGGCUUUAUCUUAUUUAUCGAAUUGGUAAUAUCGAUGUUUUCGAUGAAUCGCUAUUGUGUACUGUUCCAAAAAAACUCAUAUUAUUUUUUAAAUUGCCAAUAUAAAAAUGUCACAACGCUCUCGAAAUAGUAACCGUCGGAAUCAACUUAAACACAAAUAUGCUCAAAAUUCACAAACUACGGAUGAGCAAAAUCCAGUAAUAAUCGCAUUCCAGGAUUACGCGCUUGAACUGGAUGACAAACAUGAUCGCUAUGAAAGAAUUGUUAAACUCAGCCGUGAUAUCACCAUCGAAGCGAAACGAAUCAUUUUUCUUCUGCAUACAAUAGAUGGUAGAAAAAAUAACCGUUCACGAAUACUGGACGAGGCGGAAGAACGGCUCGAAAAAGUUGUUGCAACAAAUUUCAAGUCCGUAGCCCUCGAACUAAAUGGACAAGACCCCUAUCAAUACCGGUGUGCGUAUUCUCCGGGUCUACAAGAAUUUAUUGAAGCGUAUAGUUUUAUGGAGUAUUUCAAACAUAGCGGGGAUGAAACGCCAACUACUGUAUCGGACUGGAGCAUUCUACAACAAAAAAUGCAGUUCGCACAUCAAGAUGAAGCUAGUCAAAAAGAUGACGGGUUAGGAAAAGAACUUGAGGUUUCACUUGGUCAGGAAAAACCCGUUGGCAAAAUAGCAGCAAGCCAGGGUGUAAAUUUUGUCGUCGAUCCCACCGAGUUCAUUUUGGGAAUAGCGGAUCUAACCGGCGAGUUGAUGCGGCGAUGCAUUAAUUCUUUGGGAAGUGGAGAAACCAACGUGUGCUUGGAGUCAUGCAAAGUUCUUCAACAAUUCUUCACAGGCUACAUAAGCCUUAAUAUACAGCGCUGCCGUGAACUAUCUCGUAAGAUUUAUACAAUGCGACAAAGUGUAAUAAAAGCCGAAAACGUAUGUUACAACGUAAAAGUGCGCGGCGGAGAAGCAGCAAAAUGGGGAUCUGUUUUGGAAAAUAAAGUAAACGAAGAUCUAGAUGAAGGUUUCUAUUAAACGAAAUAAAAGAUUUAACAAAAAAUGCA
Rhagoletis zephyria (snowberry fruit fly) is the source of this 1061-nucleotide messenger RNA. It is a transcript of the gene Trax, whose product is annotated as Translin associated factor X. The record is from RefSeq and is a predicted model, not a curated record. Gene Ontology annotation, molecular function: sequence-specific DNA binding. NCBI's taxonomy places the organism in Eukaryota, Metazoa, Arthropoda, Insecta, Diptera, Tephritidae.